UCUCUGCGCACAGGAAGUGCACGCUCGGGCUGCUGUGCUCGGUGUGUUUGCGUGUUUGUGUUUUUAAAGUUGAUAUAAUGUCCAGAAUCUGCGCAGAGAAGCUGGUCAGUCUGUACGGCCGGUACCGGGACUAUGUGACGCGGCACCCCGGCGCAGCGGCGCAGGCGGAGAGCGCCGUGCGGACCCUGUCUUACCUGAUAGCAGGUCGCUUUUCAGACUCUCAUGAACUUUCAGAGCUGGUGUAUUCGGCCUCCAACUUGUUGGUGCUGCUAAACGAUGGCAUUCUAAGGAAGGGGCUGUCUAGGACACUGCCGGUGUCUCUCUCCCAGCAGAGGCUUUUGACAUGGCUGUCUGUGCUGGAGUAUGUGGAAGUCUUCACAGAAAUGGGGGCCACCAAGUUGUGGGGGGAGACUGGACGCUGGCUCGUCAUUGUGCUUAUUCAGAUUGCAAAAGCCAUCCUCCGCCUCCUGCUGCUCUUCUGGUAUAAGUCAGGCAUCCAGACUUCACCUCCCAUAAUUCCACUGGACAGAGACUCACAGCUGUAUAACAAUGACCAGGAUGGUCAGGAGGUAGAGGAGGAUGCCACUUUCAUAGGACAGCGCUCAGGAAGAGUGAUGCGACCCUUGGGAAGUGCGCCUUCACUACAUGCUCGCCUGUGGGGUGUUCCUAACAGAGAGAGGAAAAGGAGGCAUCAGGAGGAGGAGCUGCAGUCCAGUCCCACCCCUCUGGGUCUGCAGGAGACUAUUGCAGAGUCGCUGUACAUCUCUCGACCUCUCGUGCACUUGGCCUGUCUGGGGCUGUGUGGCAGACGGUCCUGGAAGCCUUGGCUCAUCUCUGGUCUGCUGGAGAUAACCAGUUUCAGUCUGUUGAGUGACACCACAAAGCCGCUGAACCACAGAGAGAAGGCGGAGAUGAGGAGAAGAGCCUUCCUCCUUCUGUACUACCUGCUCCGCUCACCUUUCUAUGACAGAUACUCUGAAACGAAGAUCCUUUUCCUUCUCCGUUUCUUGGCCGACUACGUUCCCGGAGUUGGCUUGGUUGCACGGCCACUGAUGGAAUACCUACCUAUCUGGCAGAAGAUCUACUUUUAUAACUGGGGCUGAUGUUGAAGAGCAAACGCUGAAGGUCAUGAGGACCAGCCCACAUGCAGGAGCCCUUAACUCUGCUUAAAAGCCACAUACCUGUGCCAGAACAUCACUGCGAUAAUCUGAGUGCUGAAAAUAAGGUGCAGCCGCUGUGGAAGGCAGAUUGUGCUCCACUCUGCUUGGUGACUGGGUACACAAUUGUUUCGGUUUGCUUAGCAAGUAUGAUUGAAUGACCAUUUUCCAGAAAUUGCACUGAUAUUGAUCCAGUAAAUAAUUAUUCUCUUUUGC
Pygocentrus nattereri (red-bellied piranha) is the source of this 1373-nucleotide messenger RNA. RefSeq names its product peroxisomal biogenesis factor 16 (gene pex16). Gene Ontology annotation, cellular component: peroxisomal membrane. The transcript has 11 exons. Bases 78 to 1103 code for a protein of 341 amino acids. The record is from RefSeq and is a predicted model, not a curated record. NCBI's taxonomy places the organism in Eukaryota, Metazoa, Chordata, Actinopteri, Characiformes, Serrasalmidae. Gene Ontology annotation, biological process: peroxisome organization.